GAAGAUUGGUAUUAAUAUACAAACUCCUUUUCAUCACUGCCUUCUUCCUUCCUUCCUUCCUUCCUUUUGUGUUGUGGUGUGGGUGGGGGGAUGAAUCGAAUGUGAUGGGAGGAGGGUUUUCGUCUCUACUUCCCUGUGUUAACCCGGCGCUGAACCGGCGGGAGGUUGAGUUCACCCCCCUCGACGAAACUCUCGGCCACUCCUUCUGCUACGUCAGGUCCUCUGCUCGCUCUCUGUCUCCUCCCCACUCCGAUCGCUUUCUUUCUCCUUCUCACUCCCUCCGCUUCGACCACCCUCCUCCUCCUCCUCCUGCUGCUCUGCACAGGCAUCCCGACACCGCCUUCCGGGCAAUUUCCGGCGCCUCCGUCAGUGCCAACACCUCCACUCCCACUACCCUCCACACUUUCUCUCACGAUGCCGCUGCUGACGGGAGUACUUCCGCUGGUACGGGAUCCAGGGGCACUCUCGUCGAUGGCUUUCAGAGCACCUCGUCCUUUUGCGCCUUGCCCCUUCAGCCUAUUCCCCGAGCCGGGAGUGGACGGGAACCGCCGCCUGGCCCCAUCGACAGAGCAUUCUUCAUGUCCGGCCCCAUCGAGCGAGGAGCUCUAUCCGGACCGCUGGAUUCCCUAUCCAACACUGUUCCCUUCUCCGCCCCCCUCAGCGCUCCUUAUGUGAACCACAAGAAGGGGAGAAGGAGGAGGAGCGCGAUUUCCCGGAUUCCAAAGGCCUUGUACCGAAACUUCCCUGAUAAGAAGCGGACUUGGCUCCUGCCCGUGAAGCAUUCCCAACCUCCCCCAAACCGCGCUCAUGAGCAGGAGAUGCUCUGCCAUAGCAAUGUUCAGUGGGCUUUAGGGAAAGCGGGUGAAGAUAGAGUACAUGUGGUUGUAUCUGAAGAGCAUGGGUGGCUAUUUGUGGGAAUCUAUGAUGGGUUCAAUGGUCCGGAUGCCCCUGAGUUCCUAAUGAGCAACCUGUACAAAGCAAUGUUCAAAAAUUUAGAGGGUUUGUUUUGGGACAACCUAGAGACUGCAGAGAAUCCAUUGCCAGAAACUAGUACAGUUGGUGAUAAAGGAUCCACCAAAAGGGUGACGUUCCAUUCCAAGGAGAUUGUGGUUAGAAGGAGAAGACUAUGGGAAUAUUUAGCAGAGGAUCAUCCUGAAGAAGGACUUGAUCUCUCAGGAUCAGAUAGAUUCGCAUUUUCAGUUGAGGACGCCAUUAGUCUAAGCAAUGCUGCAGGCUCGUCAGUGAAAAGAUCAAAACUGAAACACGGAUUGUCUAUCAAGCACAUGGAUGGCAAGAAAUUAUUUCCAUGGAGAUCUGUCGGGGUAAAAGGGAAGGAGAACAGUGGAAAGGCUGCUGAGGUGGGAAGAGGUGUUGGAAAUGGGAGGAGACGGAAAGUGGGACCCGUAGACCACGAGUUAGUGUUGGGAGCAAUGUCGGAGGCUCUUGAGAUGACAGAGAACGCGUACUUGGAUAUGACCGAUAAGCUUCUCGACCAGUAUCCGGAGCUUGCGUUGAUGGGCUCUUGUCUGUUGGUGGUUUUGAUGAGGGAUGAAGAUGUGUAUGUGAUGAAUGUGGGAGAUAGUCGGGCCAUUGUGGCAAAGUAUGAGCCGCCGCCUCCUCCUCAUCAACAGGCCGUGGCUUCUUCUAGCUCAAACUCAUGGGUCCCACGGGGUAAUGAAGAUGCUUGGUUGGCAGGGGAAGCCGUGGCUGAAGAAGAAGAUGUGUCCAAAGGGGGGAGCAUUGAAGACAUGAUGAGGUUGACCACAUUGCAGUUGUCCACUGACCAUAGCACCGGCAUUGAAGAAGAGGUUAUCAGAAUCAAGAAUGAACAUCCUGAUGACAACAACUGUAUUGUAAAUGAUAGAGUUAAAGGCCGCCUAAAGGUCACCCGCGCGUUUGGAGCGGGCUCCCUGAAACAGCGUAAGUUGAAUGACGCAUUAUUGGAAAUGUUUCGAAAUGAGUAUAUCGGGAAUGAACCUUAUAUAUCUUGUACUCCUUCUUUACGUCACCAUAGAAUCUGUCCUGGAGAUCAAUUAUUGGUUCUUUCCUCGGAUGGCUUAUACCAAUACUUGACCAAUGAGGAAGUUGUUUCCCAUGUUGUAACUUUUCUGGAGAGAUAUCCUGAUGGAGAUCCUGCACAACACCUCAUUGAGGAGCUUUUAUUCCGAGCAGCUAAGAAAGCUGGACUGGAAUUACAUGAGUUGCUUGACAUCCCAACAGGAGACAGAAGGAAGUACCAUGAUGAUGUCACUGUUAUGGUAAUCUCACUUGAAGGAAGAAUAUGGAAAUCAUCAGGAAAAUACCUUUGAUUCAUUCAUUCAUUCAACCACAAAAAAUCUCUGCAGCUUGGAAAAUUGAAGUAUCAUGCCCUCUGCAUUCUGGACAAAUUCUAAUGAUCUAAUAUAUCUAGGUUCAUGUUUCAACAUCGAUGACUAAGAUUCCUACACUUCGAGCAAGGGAUCUUUUAAGGAAAGGAAUCCUGCUGAUUGUAUAAAUUUUGUAGAAGACACCUGACUCUACGUUCCUCUAUUCUUAGAUUUCUCAAUAGGCAUAGAAUUUUUAUUGUUAUUUAUUCAUUUUGUAUUUUGUUCUUUUCAUCUUACUUUAGAGCUUAGACAAGUGUUUGUAAUCAGAUUGGGUAUGUGGCUUACUUACAGUAUACUCUAUUUUGGAGGUGAGUUUCCAUCCAACUUUACAGGAGAAUACUAUUCAAACCUCCAUGUGUAAAUAUUCUUGUUACAAUCGGAUGGGAGAUGAGAAAGAA
Molecule: messenger RNA, 2764 nt
Organism: Cuscuta europaea
Lineage: Eukaryota; Viridiplantae; Streptophyta; Magnoliopsida; Solanales; Convolvulaceae
Source: the annotation of a GenBank genome assembly